Pecten maximus is the source of this 1617-nucleotide messenger RNA. RefSeq lists its product as uncharacterized. Bases 69 to 917 code for a protein of 282 amino acids. The transcript is spliced from 2 exons. The record is from RefSeq and is a predicted model, not a curated record. Lineage: Eukaryota; Metazoa; Mollusca; Bivalvia; Pectinida; Pectinidae.
UAGUCCGGCUGCUUUUCCUAAAUUGCUAAACAAACUGAUUGUCAUCUGUUAAAGAAGCGGAAUAAAUAAUGGACGAAGCAGAAUUGAACGAACUGAAAAUGUUGUCAUCUUAUCAGGGAUCAUUUAAAUCCAAACGACUAAGGAAAACUUUGAAGGAUAAGUGUUUGGUGAUUGGAGAAACAACGAUGUACUACGGGAACUUUGGUUCCGUCCAGGUCAUGACUCCUAUUCCUGGCUCCCCAAACCUGGACAGUGAAAUUGAGAAUGCCAUCACGCGCCCGUGUAGUCGGAAGGGAUCCAGAAUGCCACUCCAGUCUGAACAAAAAGUUACAUCAAAGAAAGAAAAGAAGCUUACUUCACAAAGAAAGAAGAGUAAACAGAGGGAUGAAAACAGCAUAUCGCCAAAGUAUGAUUUGCCACCACUAAAAGCUGUCCCUGCUAGUGUCUACAACAGCCGAUGUCCGACACGGGAGUCGAUGGGAAGAGAACCAUGCCAUUUCAUACCAUCAAGCGACAAUAGUCUAAUUGGAGACGAGAAUGUCUUCACAUCUUCAGAUGUAUGGAUUCCGCGGCCGAGCUUUAAACCAAGCCAAACGAAAACAAUGCCAAAGAACACAUUUACGUCGGAGUCUUCAAGUGUGAAAUAUGGUUCUCUUGGUAAACUAAUUGGAUCUACAAAUAGGAUACAAGCUUCCUCUUCUCUGGUAACUGCUUCCCCAGACCGUGUCUGCCUUCCUUCCAUACCUGGAGCAACGAAGUCUUCAGAAUCAUAUCAUACCCUUCCACCAACUGCCGAGUACAUCAAUAUCUACAAGGAAGACGUUCAGCUUCCUCCUCUAAAGACCAGCACUUCGUCAGCCGCCAAAAGGAGAGUACACGGGGAGCAUUACAAAUUCACCAAAAAUUAUCAAAAGUAAACGACAUUGGAUUAUGUCCAGAAAUAAAAACUUUUUCGAUCAACACAAUUGGAUCUACGGAACUAAUAAGAAAUGCGCAGUCUUUUCAGAAGUGGGAAAGACAAAGACACUUAAUGAUUUCCCAACGCAAUUUAUUGUGUGAAGACAUUGACCCCAACUCUGUUCCGCAUAUGUGGAUUUGCACAAGACAUUUGCUGCGGAAAUGAGGUAGACUCCAAAAUGGAGCUAAAGGAGUCAAUCCCGUCUCCAUCCCAUGAUGACAGUCUUAAAGUCCUUUGGUCCACAAUCAAGUACACGUAAUUACAUGGUUCGUUCUUCCUGUGCAUGUUUCACAACACCUAGACUAUCUUCUGCUGGAAACGAUGAAGACUUCCGAACGGAAAUAAUGUAGUCGACCCCAUCAACCCCCAUGAUGGCACUACGGUCCAUUAAAUGGACAUGCUUCACCGCAUAUUCUAUUUCUGGAAACGGAACUAAGAAAGAUGCAUGCCAUGGUCGCUAUUCUAUCGAUAUGGAGAAUUUCGGAGUGAACUGAACUUGACAGGUUUCCACCCGGUUUGGAAUUCAUCUUCUGAUAGAUACGGCGGUGUCGUGAUGUAUUGGGGCCAUCUAUAGACUUACCUAUUGACCUAAAACAGACGGAAACGACUCCCGAUGGAGCUAAGGAGUUGACUCCGAGAUGUCGUGAUGUAUUGGAGCC